CAGGUUCACGGAACUUGGGGUCUGCCGGGAUUCGUUUGCGAUUUCUACAUCGCCAUGGACGUUACCUGUUCCACUUCGUCAAUUUUUAAUUUGGUUGCAAUAUCGAUAGAUAGGUAUAUAGCAGUUACGCAACCUAUUAAAUACGCCAAACAUAAGAACAAUAGAAGAGUAUGGCUUACGAUCGCUUUGGUUUGGGUAAUAUCGGCUGCCAUUGGAUCCCCAAUUGUUCUCGGCCUCAAUAAUACCCCCGAUCGCGUUGCAGACGCCUGCCUUUUCUACAAUAGCGACUUUAUAAUCUACUCAAGCCUCUCAUCUUUCUACAUUCCUUGCAUUAUUAUGGUUUUUCUAUAUUACAAUAUCUUUAAGGCUUUGAGAAAAAGAGCUUUACAAGCGAAAAUGAGUAGGAAACCUUUACCGCACGAAAUCAAGCCGGGAUCUGUGAUAGAAAACGUGGCCAACACAAGAAAAUUGGCCGAAACGACUUUGGGGCCGACCACGGUGGAAGAACCGGCUACAAACACCGGAUCUGGGUCGGGAGAUGAAGACGAUGAUGGUCCAGAAGUCGACUGCCACGUUAUCUCCAACGAUAAAAGCACAGAAUUCAUUUUAACAACGGUUGCUGAAGAAGCCACGAUACCGACCAUUGCAACUUUAACUUCUCCGGCUACGUUAGCGGAUCCGAAUGGCAAUAACGACUCCGGUUACGCUCCGAGUCAAACCGAAACCGUACUUCCGGAAAGUCCACGAAGAAGUAAACUUUUACAGGCGGCAAAACGAAAUGGGGCGGCCCCGGAUACUGAAAUGAGGACCGCGGUAACCGGAGUAAAUUCAGGAUCGGCGCGAUCAACAGGGUCGAAGAAGGAGCGAAAAGCGACCGCCGGCGCCAGGUUUACAAUAUACAAGGUGAACAAAGCCAGUAAGAAAAAGAGGGAGAAAUCGAGCGCGAGAAAGGAGCGGAAAGCGACGAAAACGCUUGCCAUUGUACUCGGCGUUUUCUUAAUAUGUUGGGUCCCAUUCUUCACGUGCAAUAUCAUGGACGCAAUGUGCAGCAAAUUGGGCUUGAAUUGUCAACCGGGAGUUGCAGCUUUUUUAUUGACAACUUGGCUAGGUUACAUGAACAGCUUCGUCAACCCAGUUAUCUACACCAUUUUCAACCCCGAAUUCAGAAAAGCCUUCAAGAAAUUAAUGUGUUGGACAACUUAAAAUUAAAAAGCUUCCAAUGUAAUCUUUAGUAAAUAAUAAUAAAUCUAAGUAAGUUGGGAUGGACAAUCUAUUCAGAUAUUGCAACAUCUCAACUUUUUAGAUUUAUUAUUAUAAAUGUUAUGAUUUAAUAAUUUUUGCUCAAAAAUUAAAUAACUAUUCGCUAAAGAAUUAUAAAUACAAUAGAGAACCUGUGUACCUAAGUAGUCCAAUGAUUGAUAAAGGGAUUUAUUUCGUUGUUAAGAUGUUAAAAAAAUUGCUGUUAAUUAAUUGUUUUAUCAAAUAAAAAAAGAAAAAAACUGACACGAAUUUAUUAAGAACAUAUCAUGAAUUUGUUAAUAAGUUUUGUUAUCAAGGCGAGUGUGGGGAGAAGAUUCCUUCGAAAUAAGCAAAGAAAAAACGGCAAUACAUAAUAAAAUGAACAAGAUGUUUUUGUAGAUUAGGUUGUAAAGAGGUUUUAUACUGUUCUUUGUAAAUAAAUCUUUAAAUUAUUAUAAAUCCCGGCUCCUCUUUAUGAAUAAAUAGAAUAAACACUAAAAAGUGUCGUGCAUACAGUAUUAGAUGAAUUAAAAUAAUAAAAUCUAUCAAGAAAAGAAAAAACGUAAAAACCG
Molecule: messenger RNA, 1811 nt
Organism: Onthophagus taurus
Lineage: Eukaryota; Metazoa; Arthropoda; Insecta; Coleoptera; Scarabaeidae
Source: RefSeq, a predicted model, not a curated record